AUGGUCAAAGCUACUUCCGCUGCUUCAACGUCGGCGGCCCUUUACUCUCUGGCCGUUGUCCUCUCCCCGGCUUCCGAGGGACCUGAGGAUGUCAAGGAGAAAGCCCACCAUCUCAAGAAUGGCUUUCAAAACCCCUGGGACUCAUGGAAAUCGCCGUCAGUGGGUGACGCUCUUCACAUGUGGGGAGGAAUCAUAACGGGGAAAAUCAAAUUCCCGGAUGUCACGCCUCCUACUGUACCUGUUCAGCAGCCCAAGUUUCUGCCAGACCGAGAAACCUCUAGUCUACGGGCGACAUGGCUUGGCCAUGCUUGUUACUACGUCGAAUUCCCCAAUGGCCUACGAGUACUGUUCGACCCCGUAUUUGAGGACCGUUGCUCUCCCUUCUCAUUCAUGGGCCCAAAGCGCUACACUGAGAUGCCAUGCCGCAUCGAGGACAUCCCAUCCAUUGAUGCGGUUGUAAUAUCCCACAACCAUUACGAUCAUCUUUCUCAUCCAACCGUCAAGGAAAUCUCGCGGCUCCAUCCCAAUUGCCACUUCUUUGCACCCCUGGGCAAUAAAGCAUGGUUCAGCAGCAUCGGGAUUGACAAAAUGACUGAACUGGAUUGGUGGGAAGAGCGAGACAUUGUUCUUUCACCCUCGCAUGAACCAGUCACGGAGGCCGGUGCUGCCGGCGAAGGCCAGAAUUCAAAUCGAUCUGAUAUCACGACUCGCAUCAGCUGCUUGCCUUCGCAGCAUACAAGCAAUCGAGGUGUAUUUGAUCGAUCAAAGACCCUGUGGGCGUCGUGGGGCAUCGAAGCUGGAGGUCGGAAGUUGUGGUUUGCAGGAGACACAGGAUAUCGGCAUGUGCCAGAGCUUCCUGCUGGCGCCGAUGACCAUGCUCCGGAGUACACUUUCCCCUCAUGUCCCGCAUUUAAACAAAUUGGUCGAUUCCGGGGGCCUUUCGACCUCGGGUUGAUCCCGAUUGGCGCCUACUCACCCAGAUGGUUCAUGAGCCCUAUGCAUGCAGACCCUGAUGAUGCAGUACAAAUUUUCCGGGAUACCAACUGCAAGAGAGCCAUGGCUAUUCACUGGGGAACUUGGGUUUUGACAGAUGAAGAUGUCCUUGAACCGCCCAAGAAAUUAAAGGAAGCACUCACUAAGUAUGGGUUUCCAGAGGUCGGGGCGUUUGACGUUUGUGACAUCGGCGAAAGCCGGGAAUUCUAA
Aspergillus niger is the source of this 1203-nucleotide messenger RNA. RefSeq lists its product as uncharacterized. Gene Ontology annotation, cellular component: membrane-bounded organelle; cytoplasm. The record is from RefSeq and is a predicted model, not a curated record. The transcript is spliced from 4 exons. The coding region runs from base 1 to 1203 and encodes 400 amino acids. Gene Ontology annotation, molecular function: zinc ion binding; N-acylphosphatidylethanolamine-specific phospholipase D activity. NCBI's taxonomy places the organism in Eukaryota, Fungi, Ascomycota, Eurotiomycetes, Eurotiales, Aspergillaceae. Gene Ontology annotation, biological process: N-acylphosphatidylethanolamine metabolic process; N-acylethanolamine metabolic process.